This is a messenger RNA of Saprolegnia parasitica CBS 223.65, 699 nucleotides long. RefSeq lists its product as hypothetical. The transcript is spliced from 3 exons. The coding region runs from base 1 to 699 and encodes 232 amino acids. Lineage: Eukaryota; Oomycota; Saprolegniomycetes; Saprolegniales; Saprolegniaceae. The record is from RefSeq and is a predicted model, not a curated record.
AUGGCUGCCGUCGUUGACCGCUCCGCAAUGCGCCGCUCGGUCUCAACGGCCUCACCUUCCGGCGGCGUGUGGCCGACAAGAACGCGGCCGCUGGCGACGAGGAGAGCGCGCCGAGCUCGCGGCCGCAAAGGCUACUCGGCGCCCUCAAGGGUGUCUUGCUUGAGAAAGCGCCCGGACCCAAGUCGCCGCAAUGGUGGACUGAGUUCCACCGGCUCAAGGCCGCCAACCGUCACCGAGUCGGAUUUUAUUGAAGUCUUGUACGCGGGGAGCGACGACCAGCAAAAAUCCUAUUUGCGCCAAGAGUACCCGACGCUACUGUCGCACCACCAGGAGCGCUUUACGGUGUGGCCGCGACCGACGCAGGUCUGUCCUGUGACGCCGUACUCCGGGCGCUGUGCGGCGACCAGCAUCGCACCGUCGCCGUGUCUCGCGACAUUAAUCGACACGCUGCGCACGUCGCUGGGCUGGACGCGCCACGAGACGUCGGCGUUUCUCAAGUCGCUUCAAACCACCGCCCACGUGCACUCGGCGGUCGACUACGUGUGUGCCCGCCGCCAAGCGCUCACGCUGCCUCUCUCAGUGGCCUACCCGCGCAUCACCCGCGCGGUCUGGAGUACACUGGACGAGGCGGCGCAGCAGCUCCUCACCCCCGAUGACACGAGCUACAUUGCCUCGCUGCCAUCGUACGUAUGCUCCUGA